Molecule: messenger RNA, 2271 nt
Organism: Panicum virgatum (switchgrass)
Lineage: Eukaryota; Viridiplantae; Streptophyta; Magnoliopsida; Poales; Poaceae
Product: DDT domain-containing protein DDB_G0282237-like
Exons: 9
Coding region: 108-1997 (629 amino acids)
Source: RefSeq, a predicted model, not a curated record
UACGGGCUUGCAGCUUUCAAUCAAGGAGAUUGCAAUAACAAUUGCGAACUUUUGCAGGUGUCAAAUAAAAUCAUCCCUUUUGUAGAGGUUGUAGAACAGGGAAUCCAAUGCCUCUCCUAAAGAGAACCACUUUCCCCUUACUGGAGCCACCGGAGAACUUGGAUCCUAAUGAGAAGCUGUUCCAAAUUAGGUUCACUAAGGAGAUAUUCCGAGAUUAUCAGAAAUACCUGAAUAGGCUCAACCUCUAUCGUCAAAAGGUCUGGACUUGUGAAGUGUCUGGAAAGUCUAAUCUUACCUAUGAGGAAGCUUUGGUCUGUGAAAAACAAGCUGCAGUGAAGGCUCAACAGUUGCCAAAAGAGCUGAUAGCUCCUGUUCUCCGGAUGAUUCAACAAUACAGAACUCUUAGCUUUACUGAUCUUCUAGAGAAAGUAUACAGUAGCCUGCAAUUGGAUCCUUUUGAAGGGCUAGAAUUACAUGCUAUGAAAGAUGGUUCUGAGGCUGCUUGCAAGAUCUUGAAGGUUAUAGGUUCUGGUAGCACCAAAUUGUGCGAGGUGGGUUGGCUUGGUCAAGACAAUGCAGUAGUCAACACUUCACUGGUUAAAGCUGAUGAUCUAAUUUGCAAGAAGGCACCUGCUAGCCGUAAGACACUGAAAAUUUUUAUUAGGGAUUCAACAUCAAAAAGGUGUCCAUGGAUAGUAAAUGUAGAUCUUGCAAAGAAAUAUGGGAUAGAAAUUGAGCCCCCAGAAGACAUUAUGAAUGGUGAAGGUUUGUACAAAGGGAGGAAACGAUUUGCAAAUGGAGAAGGUGCCAGCAAAAAGUUGAAGAAAGAUGAGAAGCUAGUGGAAUUGCCAGUUAAAUAUCCAAUUGAUGAUCUUUUAGUAAAGCCUGCAACAGAUGAUCCUGUUUUGUCAAAGAGACCUCCACUAUCUAGAGAUUUUAGAGUGCCUAUAAAUUCUGUGGGAGAUCUCCUUAUGGUAUGGGACUUCUGUUCGUCGUUUGGGAGGCUUCUAUGCUUGUCACCAUUUUCCCUCUCAGAUCUGGAGAAUGCAAUUUGCAACAAAGAAAGCAACCUUAUUCUUGUGGUGGAAAUACAUGCUGCACUUUUCCACUUGCUCAUUAAAGAUGAAGGUGAAUAUUUUACAUUUCUCCUGAACAAGAAAAAGAUACUAAAGGUAACUUUAGUCACCUGGGCUGAGUAUCUAUGCAAUUUCUUGGAGAUGAUAAGGAAAGAAGAAUUCUCCAGUAAGGUGUCAACGAUACGAAGGGGUCAUUAUGGUCUUCUUGACACUGGCCUGAAGCUUAAAAUUCUAAGGGAACUGGUAGAGGAAGCCAUUACAACUUCUGCUGUACGAGAGAAAUUAAAUGAAUGGAUUGACCAGCAACAAGCACUUGCAGCUGCAAAAAGGGAGGACACUAGAAAGAAUAGGGAAGAGCAGAAGCUUAAUAUGGAAGGGAUGCCAGAAAAUGAAAGAAAUCACACAGAUACUUUACAAAACGAUAAGGAGUGUCCUGGGAUUCAGCGUGGGGGGAAAGAGGAAAAGGGCUUGAACAUUCUUUUGUCCAGCAAGACUGGAGAUGGGAAAAUGUUUCUUAGAAGACACCUCGAAACUGAAAUGGAGCAACAAUCUGUACGAUCCAGCCAUCUUGGAAAGGACAGAUUGUACAAUAGGUAUUGGUUUUUUAGGCGUGAAGGGAGACUUUUUGUUGAAAGUGCAGAUUCCGAAGAUUGGGGUUACUACAGCAGUAAGGAAGAGCUUGAUGCACUUCUUGGAUCAUUCAACAUCAAAGGCAUAAGGGAGAGAGCGCUUAAACAUCAGCUUGAGAAGUCUUAUGAUAAGAUAAGUAAUGCUUUGGAAAAGAGAUCAAAGGACGCCGAGCGGAAAACGUUACUUGAAGAGGCUGACUUGCGGCGCUCCACUCGUGUACAUGCCCAACCAAAAGAGGAUGACCCUUCCAUGUCAUUCCUCAAGUAUAUCAACAAAUGGAAGCAAAAAUGAACAAGAAGUUACUAGGGUUGUCCUUUCUUCAUGGUCUACUCUUUAAUGGUCCAAUUUGAUACCUUGACGCGCCAAAAUUAGUAUCCGCCAUUUGGGAGAUUUUGGAAGCUGAACCAAAGGUUCUUGAUUUUGAGCUAUUUGUUCGACUUUUAAGCAGAUCAAAGUCAAAGCUGCAUGCUAAUUGGUGUCGUUCUUGUAAAAGUUACUAUUACAUAGUUUCGUUUUCUUCUUACAGAUGGCUACAUUUAAUCGAACUGGUAGUUGGGCGAGUUCA